Molecule: messenger RNA, 1750 nt
Organism: Cercospora beticola
Lineage: Eukaryota; Fungi; Ascomycota; Dothideomycetes; Mycosphaerellales; Mycosphaerellaceae
Molecular function (GO): N-acetylgalactosaminide beta-1,3-galactosyltransferase activity
Source: RefSeq, a predicted model, not a curated record
CUGCCUCGACCACCAUGCACGCACGCGCACCCCCUGUUCGUAUUCCAUCCCAACCCGCACUCUGGUCUGUUCCAUUUGUUCAUACAUCCACUGCCUGACUCUCAAAUGCGCAACUUCAUCACCACCGCCUUGAUCGCAGCAUCGUGCUUUCCGCGGACGCACAAGCUCAUUUAAGCCACUCCUUGGCGCUGCAGUGCGCUCGGCACGUGUGCCCUUCGGAAGAUGCUCCUGACACGGCUCCCGAGAGCCACGAAAGCCAUUGUCUUCGCGGCUGCUGUAUUCGUCACUGUGCUUGCCGCUCUGCACCUCAAUGGCCCGACAUGGCGGACUUCACCUGGAACACAGCCAUUUGCCUACGAGCCUGCCGACGGCCUGGUGAGCCAUGAUACCACAGGAUCUGUGUCCGCCGCUCAACAACCGGCGGACCCCGUCGACAGCCCUCAUCAACUUCCUUGCCAAGGAUUAACAGGUGGCGACGAUGUACUCGUGGUCAUGCGAACUGGUGCGACCGAAGUGAAAGACAAACUACCAGUGCAUCUCAACACGACAUUUCAAUGCUACAAGCAUCUGGCCAUCUUUUCCGACUACGCCGAAACAUUUGAAGGCUAUCAGAUUCACGAUGUCUUAGCAGAUAUUGCAGAAGACAUCAAGACCACUCAUGAAGACUUUUCACAUUACCAGCAUGUCCUGCAAGUGGGUCGCGAGAACCUCGCAACUGAAGAACUCUCUGGCAAAGUCAGCUUGGAAAGUGGUCCCGUUGGGAAGAAUGAUAAUGCAGGAUGGCGGCUUGACAAAUGGAAAUUCCUCCCCAUGCUCAACGCCACAUACGAAAUGUACCCCAACAUGAACUGGUAUGUUUUCGUAGAACCCGAUACAUACGUGGUAUGGAGCAACAUGUUGCAAUGGCUCUCGACAAUGGACCCCAGCAAACCAGCAUAUUUCGGCAGCGAGGUCAUGAUCGGAGAUGACAUCUUCGCCCACGGCGGUAGUGCAUUCGUGCUUUCAUCUGCCGCUCUGAAAAUUGGCGCAGAGAGCUACAGGCAGCAUACUCGAGAUCUGUGGGAUUACACUGGUGGUCACUGGGCCGGAGAUUGUGUGCUAGGUGUGACACUACACGACGCAGGCGUCGAUCUGACCUGGAGCUGGCCGAUGUUCCAAGGCGGCAACCCAUCUUUAAUGGACUGGACAGAAGACAAAGGUGAAGACCGCAGACUCUGGUGCCUCCCAGCUCUCUCAUACCAUCAUUUGAACCCCGACGAAAAGCGUCACCUCUUUGAGUUCGAACAAGAUUGGAUCAAAAAGCAUCACCUGGGCUCCAUCUGGAAAGACAGUUCGGAGCAGAUUUUACAUCACCGCGACCUCUACAAGACUUACGUCCGUCCACAGCUGGAGUCUGAAAAGCAAGACUGGAACAAUUUUCCUGAAACGACCUUGACAGAGAUGACAUUCCAUGAAUGCCGUGAGCAUUGCGAAAGGGAUUCCACUUGUAUACAGUAUGCUGUCGAUGCAGAAGGCCGCUGCGCAAUUGGCACGCAGUUCCGACUAGGUCAAGCCCAAACUGGAGUCCACUCUGGCUGGAUCGUGGAGCGCGUGGACAUGUGGGCGGCCAACUUGGACGAUUAUUGCUCGGGAAAGAAUUCGUGGACAGUGCCGUGAAUGCUGUGCGCUGUCGACGCCGCCUGGUGGACAACCUCAUUUGGCCAUAUUUGGAGUAUAUCAAGCAUGUCCUCUCCUAGAUUGGCAGGGAGAC